Messenger RNA from Glycine soja, 2683 nucleotides. Its product is annotated as two-component response regulator ARR12-like. Gene Ontology annotation, biological process: cytokinin-activated signaling pathway; phosphorelay signal transduction system. The record is from RefSeq and is a predicted model, not a curated record. The transcript is spliced from 6 exons. Gene Ontology annotation, molecular function: DNA binding; DNA-binding transcription factor activity. The coding region runs from base 453 to 2450 and encodes 665 amino acids. NCBI's taxonomy places the organism in Eukaryota, Viridiplantae, Streptophyta, Magnoliopsida, Fabales, Fabaceae.
UGUCUAAAUUCUAAAGGGAAAGAAUCAUAAUGUUUCCGUUUUUCUGAGCGCGUGCACACAACGCGUCAAAAUUUUCUGGGAAAAUUUUGAAUUGAAUUGGCGAUUUUCUUGUUCUAACGAGAAAGGAAGGUCCAUCAUCACCAUCUUCCAUAAUAAUUCGGUCAAUCUUCACGUUGUUAAUUCAAACUUUCACUGUACACACACACCACCACACAUUUUAGUUCAAGAUUCUGUAUCUUUCUCAUUCAACUGUGUCACACAACAGAUAACACAAAAAAAAAAAACUUUUUUAAUUGUUCUCUCUUUCCCUUCAUCACUCCUACUUUUUCUCCCUGUCAACGAUAUUCUUCCUUAAAAAUCUUCUUUUUCUUUCUUUCUUUCUCUUGGGGUUCUGUACGUGUUUCAUAGAUUCUGUUCUGGGGUUUUUGGCUUCGAGACCCUUUUGCAAGAAAAUGACCGUGGUGGAGGAUCAUAGAAUGGAUGAUCUCAGAGACCAGUUCCCUAUUGGAAUGCGUGUUCUUGCUGUUGAUGAUGACUCAACAUGUCUCAUGGUUCUGGAGACUCUGCUUAGAAGAUGUCAAUACCAUGUAACCACUACUAAAAAUGCAAUAACGGCAUUGAAGUUGUUGAGAGAAAACAAAACCAUGUUUGACCUGGUAAUCAGUGAUGUCCACAUGCCAGACAUGGAUGGAUUUAAGCUGCUUGAGCUUGUGGGGCUUGAGAUGGACCUACCAGUCAUAAUGUUGUCUGUAAAUGAUGACCCUAAGAUGGUGAUGAAGGGAAUUACACAUGGAGCUUGUGAUUAUCUUCUGAAACCUGUUAGAAUUGAGGAGCUACAGAACAUUUGGCAGCAUGUAAUCAGGAGGAAGAAGAUCGAUUCAAAGGAGCGGAACAAAACCAGUGACCAUGACAAACCUAAUGCUGAUAAUGGCAAUGGAAGAGUGUCAGCAGGAACAGGAAAUUCAGAUCAAAAUGGAAAGCCUUCCAAAAAGAGGAAAGAUCAGGAUGAAGAUGAUGAGGAGGAGAACGAGGAUGGCCAUGACAAUGAGGACUCAUCAACUCUGAAGAAGCCUCGAGUUGUUUGGUCUGUGGAGCUGCACCGCAAGUUUGUUUCUGCUGUUAAUCAACUAGGCAUUGACAAGGCUGUACCUAAAAAGAUUCUUGACUUGAUGAAUGUUGAAAAGCUUACAAGGGAGAAUGUGGCCAGCCACCUCCAGAAAUAUAGGCUUUAUCUGAAAAGAAUUAGCUGUGUGGCGAACCGACAGGCUAAUCUGGUGGCAGCCUUAGGCACUGCAGAUUCAUCUUAUUUGAGAAUGGGUUCUCUGAGUGGGGUUGGACAUAUGCAGACAUUGACUGGUCCUCAACAGUUUCAUAACAAUGCUUUCAGACCCUUUCCACCUGGUGGAAUGAUUGGUAGAUUGAAUGCUUCUGUUGGUCUGAAUAUGCAUGGGAUAUCUUCUUCAGAAGCUCUUCAGUUGAGUCAUGCACAAAAUUUAAACAAAUCCAUAAAUGAUCCACUUAAGUUCCAAUCAGCCAUAGCUUGUGGUAAUCAAAAUGGUAUCCAGGGAAUGCCAAUGUCUAUAGGCCUUGAUCAAUUGCAACAUAAUAAGGGUGUUAGUGUUGGUCCUAUUCAAAACAUGUCCUCCCUAAUUGAUGAUAGACCAACUUUUGGCGUGUCAAAGAAACUCUCAGAUCAAACACAAAAAGUAACAAUUGGUUGCUCACCCUCUCCGGUUUUGGACAUCUCAAACAAUGACUUGGUAUUGAAAGCAGAUAGUGAAAACACACAAGGGGGCGGAGUAUAUGAGAAUUUAACUUCAGUAGCCUCUCAGCAUUCCCAAUUUUCUCUCCCUUUGUUGGAUCAUGGUAGGUGUAGUGAUAUUUGGUCAAGUCCUAUGCAGUCAUCUGGGACAAAUUCUUACCCUCCAAGUGAAACUUUGCAAGGGGGGAAUCUGAGUGGUCAAUCAUCCAUUACUUCACUGUUUAAUCAAUCCCAUGAUUCACCGACAGAUAUGCACUCUCAAGGACUCAUUUUUACAAAUAACUUGGGACAAAUGAGCAAUAAUGUGCCAUUUCAAGGCUGGGAUGACAAUAAUCAUGAUAGUAAUUACGAUGCAAAUGUUAUUGGUAAUUCAAUAGACACUCUGAUUGAUCCAGAAGGCCAUACUUCUAUCAACUCAAACUAUAAUAGAAAUCUGGACUUCAAUUUCUGUAAUCCCUUACAGAUGAAGCAUGAUGGAAUUAUGGGAUUGAGUGAAGAAAACUCAUUGAAACAACAAUAUGGGUACAUCAUGAACCGGCAGAAGUCUCAAAACAGUAGUGCCACUAAUAAUCUUGGUUCAUUGGAAGACUUUGCCAGUUCAAUGAUGAAACAGAAACAAGACAAGGUGAAAUUCUUGGACGGGUCAUACUUAUGCAACAAUAAUUACCCGGCCGGAACAUCCAUGUGACACGAAUUUUGGCAGUAUAUUUAACCAUCAUGUCAUGCUUUGUUGAUGAAUUUUGUAGCGUGUCACAGGUCUUGGUUUACCACUUUUCCCAGUUUUGUCUUCUUGGUAGUAUUUUUCUAGGCUUGGGUAUUACUUUCAGCAAGGGCUUUCUCAAUUUGUGAAAAUUGCGUUGUUUAUGCAUGGACGGGCCCUCUAGCGCAUUAUGGAGUAAACCAUGUUUAGUUUUGUGUAGA